Molecule: messenger RNA, 570 nt
Organism: Cucurbita maxima (winter squash)
Lineage: Eukaryota; Viridiplantae; Streptophyta; Magnoliopsida; Cucurbitales; Cucurbitaceae
Product: reactive oxygen species modulator 1
Exons: 3
Coding region: 155-379 (74 amino acids)
Biological process (GO): protein insertion into mitochondrial inner membrane; protein import into mitochondrial matrix
Cellular component (GO): TIM23 mitochondrial import inner membrane translocase complex
Source: RefSeq, a predicted model, not a curated record
GUACCCGAACAGCCAUUCUGUGAGAUCAGAGAAUUCAACCUUCAAAAAGAAUCGUGUUGAAAAGAUUGUUGAGAUACAAUUCGAAGCUUAAUUGCUCGAGGAACAAAUUUUCUCCGUCUCUUGUUCGAGGAGAAUAAUAUUAAGGUCUCUGAGAAUGGCGAGAGAUAGCUGCUUGGCUCGAGUUACUGCGGGAGUUGCCGUUGGUGGCGCUGUAGGUGGAGCCGUCGGUGCUGUUUAUGGGACUUAUGAGGCCAUUAGGUUUAAGGUGCCAGGGCUUCUGAAGAUCAGGUAUAUUGGACAAACAACACUUGGAAGUGCUGCCAUAUUUGGCCUUUUCUUGGGGGCAGGGAGUUUGAUACAUUGUGGAAAGUCAUACUGAAUCACAAGUUCCUGAAUUUGGAUGAGAUAAUAUUGUUUGCUUUUAGUUUCCUUGCUUUUCAACAUGAAGUUAUUGCAGACGGUCAUUUGUUUAGUUAAAAGGUUCCGUUUGUUUUAGUUUAAGGAACAAAAUGGUCAAUUGAUGAUGCCUUCAACCCUACUUGGAUGUGAAGUUUUCAAGUUUUGUUUGCC